Messenger RNA from Paramuricea clavata, 3674 nucleotides. The record is from the annotation of a GenBank genome assembly. NCBI's taxonomy places the organism in Eukaryota, Metazoa, Cnidaria, Anthozoa, Malacalcyonacea, Plexauridae.
AUGUGCGUCGUGAGAUGUACGAAUGGCUGCCAAGCCAUUAACUUCAUCAACAAUGCUGAGUUACAACGUUGCGAACUUUUCAGUGAACAUCAAGUUGGACAAAUCAUAAACGAUGAAUUAUCAGUAUAUUAUUAUGCUUUGGACAUUGGAGGUAGGACCGUUCACCAUUUAUACCUGCAUGGUAAUUGUACUAAAGAAAAGCAGUGCAGAUUUCGUGUAAACUAAAAUAGUUUCGUAUAAUAGCCCCGUAACCGCACACAGAUCAUUUCAAUUCCUUCCUGCCAAUACGCGAUCGAUAUGAUUGUUGCCAAAUUUCGAUUUUUGGGAAACAAAAAACAUUGAUCUGCAUUUAUCAGCAUGUCACCAUAUCCAAAUACGAUUCUUGGUACGAGUAACAUUUGAAUUAUUCUAAGACGAAAUGUAAUAUAUCUUUAUGGUAAAAAACUAUAUCUUGAUCAAUUUUUUUACUGACAAAUUUCCUGGAUAUCAUGAUGCCACAAAUGAACGUUUGGAGUCAAAAAGAAAAGAAACAAAUUUGCAGUUCAUCAAAUGACAUCAUAUGCAGAAAUUUUGACAGAGUGAAAAAGUUGAUCAAGAUGAGGUUUUCAUGUUACGUCAUGUCUUUUUGAAACGAUCUAAACUGGCCAUAUCAAAAAAAUUACAACGAAUACUGGCUGUGGCAUAACAUAAACGUUGAAAGUUGAAAACGUAGAAACGAAUUCUUCCUAGGAUGCAAAACGUAUUCCCACAACAAUACUUGCAAGGGUAAACAUUUGAGCCAAUGUUUGUUACAAUGUUUCCAGGUUGUUUCAGCGUACUUUACUCCAAAUCUUCAUUUUCAUGGUUAUCCGCCGCAAAAAAUGUGUAUUAUCAACUUAUGAUAAUAACUUGUACGUUUUUAGAUGAUACAGAUAAAACUCACGAUAUUGUUUCAGUAUCAUCAACGGCCCAUGCGCCUACCUUGAUGACGUCAUUCAGUGCGCCCAUUUUACCUUCAUCUGCACUUCUUUCAAUAACGUCAUCCAGUGCGGCCAUAAUACCCUCGUCUGCAGUUCCAAUAAUGUCAUCCAGUGUUGCCACAAUAUCCUCGUCUGCAGUUCCUCCUUCAACGACGUCAUCCAGCGCGGCCAUAUUACCUUCGUCCGUCGCUCUUCUUUCAAUGACGUCAUCCGUUACGUCGCCAGUAGCUACCAGUAUGCCAGCAGUUGGCUGCAAGAAAAUUUUUCAAGAUAAUCCGUAAGUAAUGCUUUCUAUUAAUGGACUUUCUUAUUAAUAGGCCAACGUUACCGGUUGAGCUUGGGCGGCACCAACCUCGUCAUAUCAACAUAGGUAAAAAUUGGCAAAACACAAAUUUUUACAUUCCUAUACUCUUAAUAUAAUUCCCACCAUCGAUAAUCAUAUUCACAUUACUUCAAAACCCAAUAUUCAACAUUCAAUGUUCAAUAUUCAUCUUCUGAUGUUGAAAUAUUCAUAAGAAAAAGUUGAAAAGAUUACAAGUUAAGUCGUUAAAAUCGUUAAAAUAGCUCAUUAGAGACACUUUGAAGUUUACUUCAUUUCUAAACCAUUGGUGAUGUUUUGUAUGUAUUUCCAGCGAGAACAUGCUCAUGGGCGUUGGAAGCCUGGUAGACUUAGGGCUUCCUAAGCUCCUGAACAUGCUGAAACUUGCAUACCUCACUAAGCUCAGGUAGUAUAUGGUUCGUAUGAACAAAUGAACAACGUUUAUCUAGUUGAGAAUUCCAAGAGGACGAGAGUUCACAACUCCUGGCUACGUUUACACCAUUACACUGCACCGGAUGCGAGUUGCGUAGCAUGACCAUCUAUAUAUUCCAUAAAGCAUUUACUACAACCAUGAGUAUUAUCAUUUCUUUCUAGAAGCUCUCCAGACGGCAAAUACACAAUAUUUGGUGGCACAGGAAACGAAGCUCAAGUAUUUUGUGAUAUGACUGGAACGUCUACUGGCUGUAAAGGUGGUGGCUGGACUUUGGUCAUGAGGAUUGAUGGCCACAAGGUAUGGACGAAUGUAGAGCCAUGGUAGGAAGUCCAUAACAAACAACGAUUAGACAUUAAUGUUCGCUUACUGUAGAAUUCGCACCCCCAGUUAAAAGGCCAAAAGGUUUGGAAAUUUGAUGGAAUUAAUUAAAAUAAAACAUUGCUAUUGGUUGUUUGAGCAACAAUACACACGCAACAAUAAACUGAAUAUUUUUUUGCAUAUACUGGCUACACACGUAGAAAUCUCACAUCUCGUCAACAAGAUGCGUUCGCGGUUCGGUUCGCACUCUUGUUCCCAGUUGUUGACUGGAACAAGUUAUUAAAUGGUUAACAAGGUUGAUGAGGGCAACAGACUCACAACAAGUUGCUCCAACAAGUCUGAUAUCGUCUGCACCGACUGCACGUUGUUAACAAGUUGAUGACAACGAGCUCGUAGCAACUUGUUACGAACAAAAACAACUUGGCUUGUCACAACAACUGGGAACAAGCAGUGCGACGAACACAACCUGAUACCCAGCAGCUUGAUUGCUUGAAACGAACCGCUAGUAAUUGAUAGUUCUGAAUUCAUGCAGACAAGAGAUAUUUCCCGAUCGAGUGAAACCCCACAAACAACUUUCUUAACGUUAAAACGUUUAUUAAAAAUGCAAUAAAUUUUUGACGAGUUGGCUAUUGCAUUGGAUCCGAAAAGCAGAUAAAAUCCGAUUGUAUAAGGCUACGUUUACACUCUAUCGGAUAGUUUUCCGUAUUGAAAAAAACACCUAUCCGUACCUUUUAGGAACGCUAUUUUCAGAGGAAUUAUUUGCAACGGAGAGAUGUUGCUUAGCUCAGCUUCUGAAAGUUGUACAUUCCGUAUCGGAUAGGUGCUUUUUCGCGCCGCUACGGAAAGUAAGCAGUGUAGGGAGUAUCAGUGAACUGCAGUUUCUUUGGUUGUUAAGGCUCGGUCGAUUGAAGGUUACGUCACGGCGGCCAUGUUGGUAUAUCAACAAAAGAACUCAUUCUCUUUCAUUGAAUUUGGCAUCAAGAUGGUCUUUUUAUUGUCUUUUAAUUCCCAAGGGGCAGGUUGCAAUCCACUUAUAACACUAGCUCUGUGUUCCUAUAAAUCUCGAAAAUCAAGUCACAAGCAAUGCCCCAAGAACAUCUCGGUAAUUUUUUUUUGCUUUUUAUAGCAAACAUUUGAAUAUGGCUCCUUUCGCUGGACGAACAAACAAGAUUAUCAACCACACUUUGGUCAAUGGUUGGACCGCUCUGAGGAGACAAAACUGUCCACCUAUCACACCACAUCUUUCACACAAAUAUGCCUUGGUAUGAAACAUAACAAUGAAAAAGGAUGGACAACGCUUAAUUUGACAAGCACAUCUCUGUUUGAUCUUAUAUCAAGUAACACAUAUCACGCAAUUGAUCUUGCCGUUCCAGAAUGGAUAGGGCUAAUUCCUUCAGGUGCUGUUCUGCAGCCAAAAUGCCGUAUUCAGGGGAUAAACGUGGUACGAGGGGACACUGGUGUUCGUAUAGGGAUCAUAGCGACCAAGACAUGCGGGAUAAAUGCUGAUUAUAAUUCCAGGCUUGGUUUUGGCGCGAAAGGCAAGAGUUGUGGACAAGAUGGUACUAACAGAUGCGGCAACGAUGCUCGAUGCGGCGGCAGUCAAGCUUUGAGUAAAAAGACCGUGGGUUAUAUUUUAGUCAAGUGA